AUGAUGAACCUGAGGAGGGAAACGAAAUUUAUUCUGAAGCUGCGGAGGAGCAUGAGUCAUUGCACAUCUUUAAAUAAUGGAAGAAACAAGUGGACAAUCCGCUCAGGAAUGACAUACCACCACGCCCUCAUCACUAAACGACACCUAAGCCUCCACGAGUAUUUGUCAAUUGACCUGUUGCGAAAGAAUAUGAUUCCCUGUUCACAAGGGUACGCAGCGAAAACUGCAGAGGAAGCGGAGGAGAAGGCACUGGAGCUACAAAGCCUUUGUGGAGACGUGGACUUGGUGAUCAAAGCACAGAUACUGAGUGGAGGAAGAGGAGUAGGGUACUUUAAAGAAAACAAUUUCGAAGGAGGAGUUCACAUCUGUCGUAACAGUACAGAAGUGAAAGAAAUAGCGUCUAAGAUGUUAAACAAUACAUUGGUUACAAAGCAGACAGGAGAGGAGGGAAAGAAGUGCAACACUGUUUUUAUAUGCGAGCGUUUUUACAUAAGGAAGGAAAGGUAUGUUGCUUUUUUACUGGACCGAAGUUCUGAUGGGAUAGUCCUCCUUGGAUCAUCGACAGGAGGUUCCUCUAUUGAAGAAAUUAGCACAAGGAAUCCCGAGGCUAUACACAAAAUGAGUAUAGAUGUACAGAAUGGGUUCACUAGUGGUCAGGCACGUGAAUUUUGUGAAAAGAUUGGGUUCAAAAAUACAGAGUUGGAUAUUGCCACAGAUAUAAUAGCUAAUUUGUAUAAAAUUUUUAAGCGAUACGAUUGUACAUUGCUGGAGAUUAACCCAUUUGCUGAGACCAACGAUGGAAGAGUCUUGUGUUGUGAUGCCAAGCUAAACUUUGACGACAAUGCGGAGUACCGACAGAAGGAAAUAUUUGAGCAGAGAGAUCUGUCACAAGAACAUGCAGAAGAAAUACAAGCCAAGAAAUUCAAUUUAAAUUAUGUUUCCCUUGAUGGGAAUAUUGCUUGUAUGGUAAAUGGGGCAGGGCUAGCUAUGGCUACAUUAGAUCUGAUCGUUCUGCAUAACGGUUCGCCUUCUAACUUUUUAGAUGUUGGUGGUGGGGCAACGGAGGAUGAAAUUACAGAGGCUUUACGAAUUAUUAACAAUAAUGCUAAGGCCAAGGUAUGCUUCAUUAAUAUUUUGGGGGGCAUUAUGAGGUGCGACAUCAUUGCGAGGGGCAUUAUAAAGGCUUUUAAAGAUACUGCCUUUGGGAAGCCACUUAUAAUUAGGCUGGAGGGGACAAACCAGGACGAGGCGGAGGAGCUGCUUCGUCAGUCGGGUGUCAAGUGCAUUUUUUGCCAGGACAUGAACCUCGCCGCGCAGAAGAGCGUAGCCAUUGCGAAUAUUAUUGAGACCGCUGCGCAGGCGGACGUGCAGGUCGCUUUUACGUGA
This is a messenger RNA of Plasmodium fragile, 1386 nucleotides long. RefSeq lists its product as uncharacterized. The transcript has a single exon. NCBI's taxonomy places the organism in Eukaryota, Apicomplexa, Aconoidasida, Haemosporida, Plasmodiidae. Gene Ontology annotation, biological process: tricarboxylic acid cycle; succinyl-CoA metabolic process. The record is from RefSeq and is a predicted model, not a curated record. Bases 1 to 1386 code for a protein of 461 amino acids. Gene Ontology annotation, molecular function: succinate-CoA ligase (ADP-forming) activity; ATP binding. Gene Ontology annotation, cellular component: succinate-CoA ligase complex; mitochondrion.